Sinocyclocheilus rhinocerous is the source of this 3464-nucleotide messenger RNA. RefSeq names its product nuclear receptor binding protein 2a (gene nrbp2a). The transcript has 18 exons. The coding region runs from base 1080 to 2558 and encodes 492 amino acids. The record is from RefSeq and is a predicted model, not a curated record. Gene Ontology annotation, molecular function: protein kinase activity; ATP binding. NCBI's taxonomy places the organism in Eukaryota, Metazoa, Chordata, Actinopteri, Cypriniformes, Cyprinidae. Gene Ontology annotation, biological process: protein phosphorylation.
AGUUACAUGUUUAUGUCAACAACCCCUGUGCAUAUAGUUUGAACAUUGAUUUUUAAAUGCUCUAGACACUAAUUGAAUAAAUCUUAACAUCCUAUCUGUGCGUCACUAGAGUGCUUUGAGGUACAAUAUUAGCCAGGCUCAGAUGCCUGUGAUUGCACAUAAUUUGGAGACACCAGCUGGGUAGAAACACACUCUCUGGCUUUCAGAGGAAAUGGAAAGUUUUUUUAUUUGUUUUCAAAGACAUUCCUUGUCUGUUUGUGUGGCAUCUAGGGAAUUAAUUAACUCCAAAUGUAAUUGGACAUGCUUUUAGUGUCCUUGUGUUCUCUGACUUGCAUAACCAAGCUUUGCUGUGCUCAGCCAUUAUUAGUAAAAGUGUCAUAAAACUUGUUUUACUGUUGUCCUGAGGUUGAUUUAUAUCAGUCAGUCCUUUUAAUGGCCACUAUUCAACCUCAGAGCCUGGGCAAUUGACAGUCAGUGUGCUUAAAAUACCAAAAUAAACUGUUCAUUUAUAAGAUAAACCUUAAUAGAAUUAGACUUUGGGAUAUUAUAAUCAAUCAUGCACAUUAUUUGUGCUUGAACUGCUACUAGACUUGAUACUGUUUAGCCUAGUAAACUUUGACACCUUGUUCUGCUCUUAUUUUAUUGUGCCUGAAUGCCCUGAACAAUUAAAAAAACUCUUUGUUUGAAGCAUACCAAACAGUAUUAUCAGUUUAUAGUCAUAUGUUUCUGAAUCAGAGAUAAAGUUAAAUCCAAGGCCUUUUAGCUACAUCUCAGCAUGACUAGAUCAUGUUGUGUCUGUCUCCAAAACACAUAGCUUCAGUUCACCGAUCAGCGGGAGGGGAGCAAAUUCAGCCUAUAAAUAUAGAAAAUACAAAUCUGAAAACAUUGGGCUUGGGUUUGUUUUCUUUUAAACAGUUGUGAUAAUAAAAUGACUGUUUCUGUCCAAAAAAGGUGGGGACUUGAAGUGUUUGGAGAGCAAACAGCAGUGUGCCCUUUUCUGUAUUUUGAGCUUUAUUUACAGCAUUACAAAGACAAAAAAAAAAACACGAAUUUACAGGCCAUUCAAAGUCUGUGUUGUCAUGCUUGCUCUGAACAGCCCAAACCACAACGUGCAUCAUGGGAGAGUUGUGGAGCAAGGGGGCGGAGAAGGGGUCAGUCAGGGAAAUGUCCCAGGCAUUGAGAGUGCAUACUUGGCCAUGGACACUGAAGAGGGGGUGGAGGUGGUGUGGAACGAAGUGCAGUUUUCAGACAAGAAGGUUUUCAAGUCCUUUGAGGAGCGGAUAAGGGAGAUGUUUGAGAACCUGAUGCAGGUGGAGCAUCCGAACAUUGUGAAGUUUCACAAGUACUGGUUGGACAUGAGCGAGAGCAGAGCGAGGGUGAUUUUUAUCACUGAAUAUAUGUCAUCUGGAAGUCUCAAGCAGUUUUUGAAGAAGACCAAGAAAAACCACAAAACUAUGAAUGUGAAGGCAUGGAAGCGUUGGUGCACGCAGAUACUCUCUGCACUCAGUUACUUGCAUUCAUGUGAUCCACCCAUUAUCCAUGGUAACCUGACCUGUGACACAAUCUUUAUCCAGCACAAUGGCCUCAUAAAGAUCGGCUCAGUUUGGCACAGGCUGUUUGUUAAUGUGUUUGCUGAGGCGAUUCAUGGGAAUGUGCAUCAACAUCGAGAUGAAGUGCGGAACCAGCAUUUCUUUGCUCCAGAGUAUGGCACUGCUGGAGAUGACUACGCCAUUGAUAUAUUUUCAUUUGGCAUCUGUGCCUUGGAGAUGGCAGUACUAGAAAUCCAGGCCAAUGGAGACAACGCAGUUUCGAAAGAGGCCAUUGAUCAUGCUGGACAAUCACUUGAGGACCCUCUCAUGAGGGAAUUUAUCCAGUCGUGUGUGCGCACAGAAGCCAAGACGAGACCUACAGCUCAUGACCUGCUGUUCCACAGAGUGUUAUUUGAGGUCCACUCCUUAAAACUGCUUGCUGCGCACUGCUUUAUCAAUAACCAGUAUCUCCUUCCUGAGAAUUGUGUGGACGAGAAAACAAAAUCUUUUGACCCUAACGGCAUCAUGGCAGAGAUUAAUCAUUGUGACCGACCUGGAAUCCAUCUAAAGUACUCUCACGUUUCUCCUCUAGAGCUGGACAAAUUCCUUGAGGAUGUGAAGAACGGCAUAUAUCCGCUCAUGAACUUUGCUUCCCAGCGGCCGCAUCCUAUCCCCCGUGCUCUUUCUUUGUCACAGGAACAGAUGGAGACUGUGAAGACCCCAACCCCAGAACCACAGGAGACUGAAACCAGAAAGGUUGUCCAGAUCCAUUGUAAUUUGGAAGCGAAUGAGGAAGGCACAAGGAGUCAUCUCUCUCUCUUUUUAAAAAUGGAUGACAGGCUUCACCGGCAGCUUAGCUGUGAUGUUUUGCCAUCUGACAGUCCCAAAGAUUUGGCUAGUGAGUUGGUUCACCAUGCUUUCAUCAGUGAGGAAGACUGCGAGAAGUUGGCAUGUUUUCUUGAGGAUGCAUUAUGUAAGCACUGGUCAGGGACGUCCACCUCCCCUACUGCCAUGGCUGUGAUGUACUAAGCCCAGCUGGUCACAUAAUAGACAAACAGAGAUUGAAGACUGGGCCAGAGCUUGAGAAAAAAAAAUGGUGGCGAGAGAUCCAGAAGAGGGACAUGAGACCAAAAGCGCAACAUUACAUAAUGAAGGUCAUGACAAGAUGGCUUCAGAAUAAGUGAUGGGCCUGGGGAGAAAAGCUCGCACCAUACCGUGCAUGGUACCUGCACAAACUCCAAAGAGCUCAAACUGUUCAUUUUGAUCUUGAAGGUCGAAUUACUGCUAUCAUCUCACCAUGACGAACAUUUCUAUCACUUGCAGAGAUUCAGCUUCAGUGCCAGCAUUUUGGUUGUGAUUUUUUUUUUUAUGCAUUUAAAGGAUUUUUAAUAACAUCCCUCCAAGUCAUUGUGCCUAUAUGGCAUAAUCCAUCCUCAUCAUGCAAAGGACAAAAUCUCAAACAGACAGUUUUGUUCCAGAUAAAUGUGUUAUUUAUUAUUUGAAACAAUUAAUACCUGGCCUUGGUAUACAUGUUUAAAAGUUCAAGCAAGGAAAUGCAUUAAAAUGUCUGAUUCUGCAUUUCUAAAUUAUCUUAUUCUGUAUGCUUUAACAAGCUGACGUUGAGCAAACGAAUUUACGGUACUAUGACAAAAGUGCUCUUGGCACCUAUUAUACUAAUAUAUUUCAAUUUCAUUUUUUUCAGACCUUAAACUUCAUUUCUUGCUCUUAAUCUUGAAUUUGUAAUCUUAAUCUUUGAAUUUUACAGUUUAAGAUUUUUUUAAUUGAACUAUGUAGAUCUCAAUUGCUUUUUUCAUGCAGAUGGUAACUUUGCAGAUGUUUGUAAACAUAGCGGUAUUCUUAAGUAGUACGUUACCAUUCAAAAAUUUUAGGUCAGUAUGAUUUUGGGGGAUUUUUUGAAAGAAAUUAAUACUUUUA